Messenger RNA from Camelina sativa (false flax), 769 nucleotides. Its product is annotated as stress enhanced protein 1, chloroplastic. Lineage: Eukaryota; Viridiplantae; Streptophyta; Magnoliopsida; Brassicales; Brassicaceae. The record is from RefSeq and is a predicted model, not a curated record.
GAACUUGAAUGAGUGGAGAGAAGACACGUGUCGUCAGCUAGAACAGAUAAUUCUGCGACUCUUGAGAAAGGAAGACGAAGGAUUUAGUUGAAGAAGGAAGAAGGAAGAAGAAGAAGAAGAGUGUUGUGAUAAUCUAACAUAGAAAGAAGAAGAUGGCCUUGUAUCAAGUCUCUGCGUCUCUCGCCUUCUCUCUUCCCAAUUCUGGCGCAAUAAAGCUAACCACAAUCGCAAACCAUAGUUCUUCUACUUGUAGGGUUCAUGUUCCGCAACUUGCUGGAAGCAGAUCCACCUUCGCUUCUGGUUCUCCUCUCUUGCCAUUGAAGUUGAGUAUGACUCGUAGAGGAGGAAACAGAGCAGCAACAGUUUCAAUUAGAAGUGAGCAAAGUACAGAAGGAAGCAGUGGUUUGGACAUAUGGCUUGGUCGUGGCGCCAUGAUUGGCUUUGCUGUUGCCAUUACUGUUGAGAUUACCACUGGUAAAGGACUUCUUGAGAAUUUUGGAGUAGCAAGUCCAUUGCCUACGGUUGCUUUAGCUGUUACAGCAUUGGUUGGUGUUUUAACUGCGGUUUUUAUCUUCCAAUCUUCUUCUAAAAACUGAUUAAAAAAAAAAUCUCGUGCCGCCCGCCUACCAUUUUGUUGUAUUAAGAUUCUUGUAUCAUAUAUCUCUCGACUUCUACAUUCAUCAGUUGAUAUAUCUUUACAUUUUUAGUUUUUGUGGAUCAUGAUUGUGACUACAGUUGAUAUCCCUAUUAAGAGUGUUUUGUCUUUUGA